Bombus pyrosoma is the source of this 4192-nucleotide messenger RNA. RefSeq names its product peroxisomal leader peptide-processing protease. Gene Ontology annotation, molecular function: serine-type endopeptidase activity. The transcript is spliced from 8 exons. Gene Ontology annotation, cellular component: peroxisome. The coding region runs from base 2162 to 4060 and encodes 632 amino acids. Lineage: Eukaryota; Metazoa; Arthropoda; Insecta; Hymenoptera; Apidae. Gene Ontology annotation, biological process: regulation of fatty acid beta-oxidation; protein processing. The record is from RefSeq and is a predicted model, not a curated record.
AGACAACGAGGUGACGAGAUCAACCAGCAAAGAGAUUAUUGAUCACCUUCAAAUUAAUAUACGAAUUUGUACAGGAUACUUAAAAUUAUAUUUAUCUAUUAUUCUCUCUUUCUGUUUCAUUCCUACAUAAAAACUCAUGGCUGUUCACGCUGUGUUGAGAAAUCGAUUCUAUUUAAAGAACAUGUAUAAGAAUAACAUAUGCAGCUAUGGUGCAUGGUACCGACAGAUGUUCCGAUCAACGAUAAAAAUUGACGAUGAAAGAAAUUGAGAGAUUUAUUCACUUGUAAACGGUAACAGCGCAGAGGGAGGUGGUGGAUAAACUAAACUGGUACUUAAAUAAGUACUAUACGCUAUAGGUAUUAAAAGAAAUAUCAAGAAAGCGAAAAGGCAUCGAGGAAUCUGUAUCGUUCUUGAACAAGUUCGAGAACUUUCCGGUAGAGUCGAACGUAGUUAGAGGUAAUACUUUGAAAGUGCCGCGAAAGUGCUGGUUAUCUGGUCACGAUCGAAGAUCAAAGAGGUGGGAUAGGAAGAGGAGGGAAAGAGAAGAAAAAGGGAGGGCGGGGGUUGUCAGCGGAGCGGGGAGAAGGACGCGGAGAAGCCGAAGAACUCAAGGAGAAGGAGAGAUAGGCGGGUUGAACGGACGACGGAGGAUCGAGGCGUCCGGCGUCCUCGAUCGCGGGAUCUUGGAGCAAAACUAACGAUCUCCCGUUCGCUUGCAAGAUCAACACGACGAUAAUUUAAUACACGAGAUCACCACCCAGGUGUGCUCUGACGUGUACAGAUGCUGUUUGUAACCUCGACAAGAAGGAAAAGGCUGAGUCGACAGAAGUGGGAAUCUGUAUACUGUAUGGCGUAUGGGAUUCCAAAUGCGAAUACGAGCUCUUCCCCUUUUGCACGAUCUCUCUCCCUCUCUCUCUCCUCUUUUUCUCUCUUCCCCUUUCCCAUCCCCAUCGUCAUCCCCCAUACGUUGGUCUUUCUCUCUUUCUCUCGUAUCCGUAUUCUCUCUCUUUUUGUACAACCGAUAUAAAUGACGUAUACACGUGGACGCGUGCGCAAAUUUUUGCGAAAUACUUUGAAAACUUUUCAACGACCGACGGAUAGAUACAUCUUCUAAAAAAACUCGAUCGUUGCUGGCCAACAAACGUACGCUCGAAACGCACAGUCAUGAAAUAUCAUGAUUGUCAUCGUGACUCUGCCUCUGCUAUACCUUCGCAUUUUAACAUAUCGAAAAUAACAUAUCGAAAAAUAAUUUCCAAUUGGAAGGUGGAUACUAGCUUAUAGCUAUCAAAUGCCGUGAACGCAGAGCACAAAAAAGGGUACGUUCCUUUGACGUCAUACGCUUUCGUAGAAACAGCUCGAUACAUCGAAUCGUCGACAAUCAGAAUGAAAAAACAGAAACACGCGUAUACUACUGGUGGUUCUUCGAUUCUCGAAGAGAUGCUACAUAAAUAGAAGAGCCGAUGACGUCAAUCGUUUGCGUUAAUUACAUAAGGACAGUCCUUAUUAACCUAUGCCGACAGCUAAUGACGAGUUAAUGAUCGCGAUAAAAUCUCUAAAUCCAUUUAUCGAUCGAACGACGAUUCUCGUUUCAUACAUCUUCUCCUUUUUGCUGCAUCUUUUUAUCAUUCCAACUGUUUAACUAUUCCAAUCAAAUAGUACGGUCGAACGUCGUAUCGUCUAAUUUAGCUCCGUAUAUGUAUGUAUAUAUAUAUAUAUAUACGUAGGCACGUAAAUGUACGUAUAUACGUGUCAUCUCAUCGUUAUUUUAGCAUAUGUAUAUAAAUAAUCUAAAGCAAAGUAUAUAUCGUUAACAUACGAGUAUAAUUAAGCAAGAGCAAAUUUAACAUCUUGAUUAAUUUAUAGCGAUAGAAUUUGCGCAAAGAGAAUUACAAUUGAAACGAACGACGCGUGUAUCAUAGCGUGCAGAUCGAUUUCUUCAAAUCCUAGUUCUCAUUAAAGAUGAUUAUAUUUCGUGCAUCGUCUUAUUCUCUGUUACGUAGUUCGUGUUAGCGUUACGUUACUCAACAAAAAUCACGUGAAAUCAUAGGUUUUUCCAUACUCCUUUUUCAUCUCGAAUCGUUAACACAAAGGAAUUUCGUAGAAACAAAUCAACGUGCAAGUCGAUAUUUGCAUUAAAAGACGAAUAGUGAAACUUAUUUCCAUGAAAUUCGUGGAAUACUCACGAGCAGAGCAAAACAAGGCAAAUCAAGACAAGACAAGGCGAGACAAGACAAGACAAGGCAAGGCAAGGCAAGGCAAGGCAAGCCAAGGCAAAGCAAGGCAAGGAUUCCUUUUCUUCGCUAAAGGACAAACAGUUGCAGAAGAAGCGUGGAACAAGGAGAUAUCGACGAUGUACGUAGCAGAAAAUGUUUUCAUAUCAUACGCUUCCUUCACGGAAGCGGAAGGGACAAUGGAUUCGCAUGGUUAUUCUGGCGUCUUAGUCGCAGAACAUUGGGUACUUGCACACGGUUCCAUGCUGGCUCCAGUUUUAUCUCGAUCCCGAGAUUUCCUUAGUUUCUUUACAGAUUUAAAUUCCGGAGAUUUAGCCAUGGCUCAAGCAUCGGAACAGUUGUUCGAUGAUUUAACGUUUCAGAUACAUCGUAACGAUUCGUUAAAUGAAUCAGGAAAGUUAGUAGCUGUUUGGAAAUGUCCUCUUUUGGAGGAAACACUAGAGAAUUCUUUGAAAAAUUUUACCUUUGAGGAACAACACGAUUUUGAUCGUCUUUUAUUGCCUGUCUUCUUGAUGAUCAAAUGCAAAUCGUUCGAAUUAAGCGACGAAACAAUAGGACGAGAAAAAGACUCGACAUUCGUAGAAAGUAAGCAGCUGGGCGGAGAAUCAGAAGUAACGGAUAAAGCGAAAGUUAAACAAGUUUUGCUUCAACUUGCGAAACAAGCUGCUGUCGGCAAAAUUACAAAAGGAGCUAUCAUUGAAUUAGUCUCGACGCCGUUUGGAAAUGCAUUUUUUAUCGACUCUGUGAGUCGCGGAAUUAUUGGAAACUUACUUGGAACCAACCAGUGUCUCAUUGUAAUCGAUGCGACUAGUUUCCCAGGAUGUGAAGGUAGUCCUGUAUUUUUAAUCAACGAUUGUGGUCGAAGAAAUAUUUGCGGCAUGGUAAUUGCGUCAUUAAGCCGGUACCGUGGAGAAUGGGUAAAUUGUACUUUCGCUGUGAACCUGUUAUCAUUGUUGAAACGAAUUCUCCAAAGUCCUGUCUUGAAAGACGAUUCUCGAUGUUUGUCCUGCAAGAUCUUACCUUUCACAUGGCGGAGUCUGCCCGAAAUUGACACCCUUGAAAAAAGUAUCGCGAUCGUAAAGUGUGGACCAAACUGGGGCACCGCUACUUUAGUAGACGAACAAAGCGGAACAUUCAUAACGUGCGCGCAUGUUGUUACAAUGGCACCAGAAAGAAAAAUUAAACUUGCAACCUGCAUUAUGUCGCGCACAGAUAAGUUCGAAUGGUUUGCAGAAGCAAAUUUGAUAUAUAAAACACCAACAGAACGACCUUAUGAUAUUGCUGUAUUGAAGAUCGAUCUAAAGUUCAAAGAACCUUCGAUGAAGGCUAUCGAACUUGCUGAUGCAGAUGCACAGAAGGGGGAAGAAAUACUUUCUAUAGGAUUUCCAAUCUCCUUGAAAGGACGGCCCACCAUCAGCAGCGGAAUAAUAUCAAAAACCUGGCGACACAUGUUUCAAACCAAUUGUUGCGUGCACGGUGGCGUUAGCGGUGGACCCAUUGUUCGACGCGCCAAUUUUAAAAUGUUAGGGAUAGUGGUUUGCAAUGUUGCUUUAUCGAACGAUUCUGUUUUAUAUCCACGAUUGUGCAUGGCAAUACCGACUACUGUUUUUAAGAAACCACUGGAUGAUUAUCUACGAACUGCUGAUCCUAAAGCGUUAGAAGGAUUGACCCAAUAUGAUAAGAGCGCUGCAAGCACUUGGAAUUUUGCUCCUUUUCUUCCCUCAAAUAUGUUCAUUCUCCUUUUUGCUUCUGAUUUCAACAUCAGUAUCCCUCUGUUUUAUCUCAGGCGGUACAAAACUACUAUGUCCAUCUUUUUGCACUUGACGUAGCUUCCUACUUCUGUCGAUAUUGUGUGAAAAGAAGUUUGCUUCUCGUUUUGCCUGUGCAAUUUCAGUUUGUAACCUUUGUUUAUGUACAGCUCGUUCAUAAGCUAAACGUUCGCUUAAGUGAAUCCACUUAAA